Physcomitrium patens is the source of this 1614-nucleotide messenger RNA. RefSeq lists its product as uncharacterized. Lineage: Eukaryota; Viridiplantae; Streptophyta; Bryopsida; Funariales; Funariaceae. The record is from RefSeq and is a predicted model, not a curated record.
CUCCUCCCCCAGAAGCCUUUGCUGUUGCACCACAGAGUUUUCACCUCGAGCUCUCACGAAUUCUAAGCAAUCAUGUCGAUUUCGUUGCUGUCGCUGCUCUCACCGUCACCCACAUGCCUUUCCAGGAGCCUCUCGUCGUCGAGUUUCUCCAUUGAAAGAGCCUCAUGUACUACUACUACUUCAUUGGCUUUGAAUGGGAAUCUGAGAGGGAGAGAGAGAUGUGGCAGAGGAAUGCCGGGCAGCGUCAGCUUCGAAAGAAGGCUUGUGGAGCGUGCGGCUGGUGGGGAUCAACCUUCUGGAGUCGUUCUGGAGGAACCCACGUCUGCGACUGGUAGCUCUGGAAGUUUAAAUUGGGAAGCGUUUGCUGCUCAGGUGAGUGGAGAAUGGGAUGGAUACAGUGCAGAGUUCAAUUUCGCUGGGGAGCCCAUUCAGCUGCCGAGUAACAUUGUACCGGAUGCAUUUCGCGAGUGGGGAGUCGAGAUUCACGAUUGGCAAACCCAGGCUCCGACCCUUGCUCAUCCGGAGGAGGGUCAUUUGUGGUACAAAGUGAUUAGGUUACACCCAACUGUGGGUUGUGAAGCUGAUGCUGCCACUGUGUAUAGUGUCCAGGUUUCUGAUGUUCAGUCAAAUGUCUCCGCGCUUGCAUAUCACAGCAGCGGGUCAUACACAACUGUAUGGCGUGGUAAGUGCGUCACACAAGAAUCGAAGAGCACUGGCCCAGGCAAGGAGGUGACGAGGGAGGGCGAUGUAAUAGAACUGGAGCAAUGUAUUGUGCAUGAUCGGAAGCGAAUCCGAGUCUUGCAACAGCUGGGAGCUCGGAGACGUGUCAUGAUAUAUCGUGAAACCUGGGAAGGUCCAUUCCGCAAUGGCGAGUCACUCUGUGGUUGUGCGACUGGUAAUUCAGCUUUUGCCACACAAAAGCCUUUGCAGGGCGAUUCUCUUGCAGGAUCCUGGCAUGCCGAGCUUUACACCGCGCAGAACCUGGAGAAUCAGCAGACGUUCAUAAGUGGUGAACUGAUUCCGUCAGGCGUGGAAGACUUUGACAGGAAGUUGGCUGAUGAAGCCCUUUACCUUCCUAAAGAUUCGUGGACUUGUCUCAGAAAGUCUGAGUCUGGGAAUGCUGUUGUUGAAACUGGCUGGCUUGUACAACCUGAUCAGGCAAUAGUUUCCAUCUGCGAGGUGGGAAGCUUCGGAGAUCUUAAGGCCGUCAGCUUGAGAGUUGAGAAGCGAAUCCCAGGCAAAUGAGCUCAUUUCUGGAAGAAUCUGAAGAAACCGUUGGUUUAUAAUUGCCUGUGUAUUAUCUUGCUAUUCUUUCUGAGAGUGGAUUUAUAGUUUACUUAUCUAGAAGGUAAAUCAACUAAGACAACAAGAAAGUUGACUACGUCCAAGCUUCUGCAAGUAAAGCAGUACCAUGUAUACUAGAAACUGCAACGCUUGAUGAUCCUCACAAGCCUGCAAUGUUCUGAACUUUCAUUCAUGUAUUAGCAUUCGUUCCUUGGGUAAAUGAGUCAAAGCUGACGAUCUUAUUGUAAUCCAUUUGAGAGGCCCAGGUUGUACUGUAUUGCAAAAGAAACUUCUUGUAUGAAUAAAUCUUUUCUCGGCAAGCAAUUUCAA